Suricata suricatta (meerkat) is the source of this 3140-nucleotide messenger RNA. RefSeq names its product extracellular matrix protein 2 (gene ECM2). Lineage: Eukaryota; Metazoa; Chordata; Mammalia; Carnivora; Herpestidae. The record is from RefSeq and is a predicted model, not a curated record. Gene Ontology annotation, molecular function: heparin binding; collagen V binding; protein binding. The coding region runs from base 454 to 2184 and encodes 576 amino acids. Gene Ontology annotation, cellular component: extracellular matrix. The transcript is spliced from 11 exons. Gene Ontology annotation, biological process: positive regulation of cell-substrate adhesion; extracellular matrix organization.
CCUGGUUACUCUCUUGGCUGUUCCGCACAAAAAUCUGAAAGGCAUUUACUCCCAAGGGAAGCAGUGAUUUUUAGAUUUUACUGAGAAGUCAGCGAGCAUUUCUCAACAUUCCUCUCUUUCCUUGUUUUAAAGAAAGCUCUGGUUUUGUUUCAUCUUCAGCCGGAGGCUUUAAUGACACCAACCAGAACCUACUUAGUUUAGAAUUUCAGGGUGGAGUCAUACCCCCUCAUCCCAACAAAGAAAAUCAAAAAGCCAGGGGAUAAGAGAACAAACAGAAGUGCUGGGGGAAAGGGCUGUGGGCGGCAGAGGGCAGAGGAUGAUCCGGCACACAGGCACAGCAACCCUGGACAGCCUCUGAGGACCGAAGACACAGCGGUCCAGGGGAGACGCAGCCAGCCAGUCUGGAGGUCACGUCCAACCUGUUGUUUCAAAUUGGACGGUGGAAAAGCCAGCAUGAAGUCUGCAGGUUUGCUUUGUCUCCUUCUGCUUAUCCUUUGUCAAACUGACGUUGGACAGAAUGAAGAGGCCCCUGGGAAGCAGCGGAGGAGGCCGUACAGCGGAAGGCGGAGGGGCAGCUCCUCGGCCGCCCGCAGGCCCGGCAGGCGGCUGGGGCCCCGGCAGGCGACAGUCACGCACGCGGCAGCACGUCCUGUGCUGAGCCUGGACUACAGCACAGAGGACACGUCUGACUCCUUUCUAGGUUUGCUUGGAGUAGAAUCAAGUUAUAACGUACUACCAGGGAGGAAGGGACACUGUCUGGUGAACGGGCUGACCAUGUACCACAAGGCUGUGUGGUCUCCGGAGCCGUGCACUACCUGCCUCUGCGCACAAGGAAGGGUGCUCUGUGACGAGACUGUGUGCCCCGCUCUGGCGUGCCCCCACACCGCCACCCCUGAAGGAGAGUGCUGCCCGGUCUGCGUGGAUACUGGUCAGGCAGUACAGACGCCUCCAACGCUAACCCCAGGGCCUGAACCGUGUCAUUACCAAGGUCGCACCUCCGCACUUGCAGCCUCACACGGGACUGCUUCUCACUGCACCACGGCUCUCUCGCUCUCCAUGCACGUGCAAGAGUACCUGUUUGUGGAUGUGCACACGUAUGUGCGCACACGUGAGUCUAAGUUACAGCCGCUGUGUUUUCCAGACAAUGCCAUCACCUCCAUUCCCGAUGAGGCAUUUCACGGACUACCAAACCUAGAAAGGCUCGAUCUGAGCAAAAACAAUAUCACCUCCCCGGGCAUAGGGCCCAAAGCAUUCAAGCUUCUGAAGAAGUUACUGCGCCUGAAUCUGGACGGGAACAAUCUGGGAGAGAUUCCUGAGCUGCCAUCUGCAUUAGAAGAACUUAAGAUCAAUGACAACAGUCUUCGGGCCCUCAGCGAGGAGAGCUUAUCUGACCUAAAUCAACUGGUCACCUUAGAACUGGAAGGAAACCAUCUCAGUGAAUCCAACGUCAACCCUUUGGCUUUUAAAUCUUUGAAGAGCUUAUCCUACCUGCGUCUGGGAAGAAAUAAAUUCAGAAUUAUACCACAGGGGCUUCCUGCCUCUAUUGAGGAAUUAUACCUGGAAAAUAACCAAAUUGAAGAAAUAACCGAGAUUUGUUUCAAUCACACCAGGAAGAUCAAUGUCAUCGGGCUACGAUAUAAUAAAAUUGAAGAAAACAGGAUCGCUCCUUUGGCCUGGAUAAAUCAAGAAAAUCUUGAGUCCAUCGACCUGUCCUACAACAAGCUCUACCACGUCCCCUCCUACUUGCCCAAGUCACUGCUGCACCUCGUGCUCCUUGGGAACCAGAUCGAGCGCAUCCCUGGCUACGUGUUCGGCCACAUGGAGCCAGGCCUGGAGUACCUGUACCUGUCAUUCAAUAGACUCUCUGAUGACGGCGUGGACCGAGUCUCCUUCUACGGGGCAUACCAUUCUCUGCGGGAGCUCUUUCUGGAUCACAAUGACUUGAAAUCUAUCCCACCUGGCAUACAAGAAAUGAAAGCACUCCAUUUUCUGAGGCUGAACAACAACAAGAUACGGAAUAUUCUUCCAGAACAAAUUUGCAAUGCUGAAGAAGAUGGUGAUUCAACCCUGGAACAUCUUCAUCUUGAAAACAAUUAUAUUAAAACAAGAGAAAUAUCAUCCUAUGCAUUUUCAUGCAUAAAAUCAUAUUCAAGUAUAGUUCUUAAACCACAAAAUAUCACAUAAUUCCAAGUAUUUCUUCAUCACUUACAGACUCUACUCCUGUAUUUAUCGCAGUAGCAUCUGUCAUCACUAAGUGAGACCCAACCCACAAAGAAACAACCAAAAGUUUAAUUUUCCAGCAGUCGUAGUGAAAGUUCAGCUUUAUACUCUAGAAAAGAGCCACCUCCCACAACUUUCCUCAAGAGAACAGGGUGUUAUUUGCUCCUGUGUUAGACUGGAAAAUCUGGGGAAAAAUAAGUAUGUCUUUUACAACGAACCUGAGUAUUGCUUUUAGCUAGGCCCUCCUAAGUCCCUUUAAAAAUUACCUGUUAUGGUUCAAGACCAAGAAGUAUAUGGCACGAAAAAAAUAAUAGGUGGAAUUUAUAAAUUUAAUGUUCUGUUUAUUAUCCUGUUAAAAUAAUUUAUUAAUUUUCUAUAAGAUCCUAUGCUACAAUUAUUGGUAUAAAUAUACUUAGUGAUUGGCUUUGCUUAGUUCCUUUUUCCAUCCCACGUGUAAAACUAAAACAGCCCUGUCACGUUCGUUUCCUGGCUUUGAGUGCUCUAGUGUGGUCGUUACUGCUCAUUAACGUUAGAGGAAGCUGGAGGAAGGGCAUAUGUGAAUGCUACCCUAUUUUUGAAACUUUGCUGCAAAAUCUAAAAUUUCUGUGUCAGUUUAAAAGAUUAAACAAUAUUUUAAGAUCACCCUCAUUAUUCUUUAUUGAAGAUGAAAAGAUUUUAUGGAAAGCAGUGAACUUUGCUUAAAGUAUGUUCAUUGUCCUUAAUUACAACCUUAUAAAUAUAAACCAAAGGUAUGCAUUCUUGAAAAUUUUUGCUCCAAUGGUUACUGUUAGCAACCACCUUCUCUGAAUGUGUUCAAAAGUGAACUUUUAUUCAGUUCAAUUUAACAUAAAGCUAUUAGUAUUUACUAUAUACUGAAAUGUACCAAAUAUACAGUAUUAAAAAUUGUCAUUAUGUAAUGA